Molecule: messenger RNA, 5427 nt
Organism: Pteropus alecto (black flying fox)
Lineage: Eukaryota; Metazoa; Chordata; Mammalia; Chiroptera; Pteropodidae
Gene: COL8A1
Product: collagen type VIII alpha 1 chain
Exons: 4
Coding region: 309-2543 (744 amino acids)
Molecular function (GO): protein binding
Source: RefSeq, a predicted model, not a curated record
UGUCCAGCUCCUCCCGGGGCUGCCCGCCCGCCGCUCCUUCCCUGCCCACCUACUAUGAGGAGCGGCUCCUCCCACCUGCCCAUAAAAGCCAAGUGCAUGUUACCAGCACCAGAUCAGAGCACUUUCCCGGUCCUCUCCUGUGGGAGCCCCCGAACCUCUCUUCUGGAUCUUACGUGCUCAAGACGGUGUUCUGGAAGCGGAGUAUAGGGUGAAGAGACAAAAACCAGCCUUAAGCGUGCCACAGGAAAGCACAAAGGCACAAGCGAGGACACUAGUCCUGAUCCCAGAGGCAGCCAAGUCUAAAUGUGAUGGCUGUGCCACCUGCCCCUCUGCAGCUGCUGGGAGUGCUACUUACCAUUUCCCUGGGCUCCGUCAGGCUCGUUCAGGCUGGUGCCUACUAUGGAAUCAAGCCGCUGCCUCAAAUUCCUGCUCAAAUCCCACCACAAAUUCCACAAUACCAGCCCCUGGGCCAGCAAGUACCUCACAUGCCUUUGAGCAAAGAUGGCCUUACCAUGGGCAAGGAGCUGCCUCACAUGCAGUAUGGCAAAGAGUAUCCACACCUACCCCAGUAUAGGAAGGAAAUUCAGCCGGUGCCAAGAAUGGGCAAGGAAGCAGCACCCAAGAAAGGCAAAGUAGAAACACCAUUAGCUAGUUUACGAGGGGAGCAAGGUCCCCGAGGAGAGCCUGGCCCAAGAGGACCACCUGGACCCCCUGGUUUACCAGGUCAUGGGAUACCUGGAAUCAAAGGAAAACCAGGGCCACAGGGAUAUCCCGGAAUUGGAAAGCCAGGUAUGCCUGGAAUGCCAGGAAAGCCAGGAGCCAUGGGAAUGCCUGGGGCAAAAGGCGAAAUUGGACCCAAAGGGGAGAUCGGGCCCAUGGGGAUCCCAGGACCACAAGGACCCCCAGGGCCUCACGGACUGCCUGGCAUUGGGAAACCAGGUGGGCCAGGGUUACCAGGGCAACCAGGUGCAAAGGGUGAGCGAGGACCCAAAGGACCAGCGGGACCUCCAGGCCUUCAGGGUCCUAAAGGAGAAAAAGGCUUCGGGAUGCCAGGUCUGCCAGGCCUAAAGGGUCCUCCAGGGAUGCAUGGCCCUCCUGGCCCUGUCGGACUUCCUGGAGUGGGCAAACCGGGAGUGACAGGCUUCCCUGGGCCCCAGGGCCCCCUGGGAAAGCCAGGUCCUCCAGGUGAACCUGGGCCACAAGGCCCUAUUGGUAUACCAGGGGUUCAAGGACCUCCUGGGAUUCCUGGAGUUGGAAAACCAGGCCAGGAUGGGAUCCCUGGCCAGCCAGGAUUUCCAGGUGGCAAAGGAGAGCAAGGACUGCCUGGGCUGCCAGGACCCCCGGGCCUUCCAGGAAUCGGAAAACCAGGCUUCCCAGGGCCCAAAGGCGACAGGGGUAUAGGGGGCGUUCCUGGGGCUCUGGGACCAAGAGGGGAAAAAGGACCAGUAGGAGCCCCUGGAAUGGGAGGUCCCCCAGGAGAGCCAGGCCUGCCUGGAAUCCCAGGUCCUAUGGGCCCUCCAGGAGCAAUUGGUUUUCCUGGACCCAAAGGAGAAGGUGGGGUUGUGGGGCCACAGGGGCCACCAGGUCCCAAGGGUGAGCCAGGGCUUCAAGGCUUCCCAGGAAAGCCAGGUUUCCCUGGAGAAGUGGGGCCCCCUGGGAUAAGGGGUUUGCCAGGGCCCAUAGGGCCCAAGGGGGAAGAGGGGCACAAAGGGUUGCCAGGGCUCCCUGGUGCUCCAGGGAUGCUUGGACCAAAGGGAGAACCAGGAAUCCCAGGGGACCAGGGUUUACAGGGCCCCCCAGGCAUCCCAGGUAUUGUAGGCCCUAGUGGCCCCAUUGGACCACCUGGAAUCCCAGGCCCUAAAGGGGAACCGGGCAUCCCAGGGCCCCCUGGGUUCCCUGGAGUUGGGAAGCCAGGAGUAGCAGGACUUCAUGGCCCCCCAGGGAAGCCUGGUGCCCUGGGGCCUCAAGGCCAGCCUGGCCUUCCUGGGCCCCCAGGCCCUCCAGGGCCCCCAGGGCCCCCAGCUGUGAUGCCCCCUACACCACCUCCCCAUGGAGAGUAUUUGCCAGAUAUGGGGCUGGGAAUUGAUGGAGUGAAACCCCCCCAUGCCUAUGGGGCUAAGAAAGGCAAGAACGGAGGGCCAGCCCAAGAGAUGCCUGCAUUUACCGCUGAGCUGACAGCACCUUUCCCACCCGUGGGGGCCCCAGUGAAGUUUGACAAACUGCUCUAUAACGGCAGACAAAACUACAACCCUCAGACCGGCAUCUUCACCUGCGAGGUCCCGGGGGUCUACUACUUUGUGUACCACGUUCACUGCAAGGGAGGCAACGUGUGGGUUGCUCUGUUCAAGAACAACGAGCCCAUGAUGUACACGUACGACGAGUACAAAAAAGGCUUCCUGGACCAGGCGUCAGGGAGCGCAGUGCUGCUGCUCAGGCCCGGAGACAGAGUGUUCCUCCAGAUGCCCUCAGAACAGGCUGCGGGGCUCUACGCGGGACAGUACGUCCACUCCUCCUUUUCAGGAUAUUUAUUGUAUCCCAUGUAAAACAAAGGAAACAAAAGAGAGAUUUUAUAGAAGAAAAUGAUGCACCAAAAAAUUCGAAUGAAAAGCGUAAUUGCUUCAAAACAUUUAUAUAGUUGGAAAGUUAUAUUUAAGUGAACAUUCGAACCAUCAUGUACAAAUAAAAACUAAGAUGCAUGUUGUAUGCUCUGCACAGCAGCUUGUAAUUGAAAAUGAUGGGAUAGAUUUAUGUAUCAAGUACUGACACUUGUGUUAUACCCACUGGAAUCAUAUUAGCUGUUGUAUGUUAUGUGCUUCCAUGAUAACCUGCUUAUUCAGAUCAGUCAAAAAAUUUCAGUAUGAAAGAAGAUCAUAGCUAAUGAAAGUCACUCACUCAUAUUGUUACUUUAAAAUAUUUAUAAAUAUGGCUUAAAGAAAUGUCAAUGAUAACAAUUAUAUACCGUAUUUACUUGCAUAAUUUCCUCUGUAUUUGUGCAGAUAUUUGGCCAUGGAAUGUGGGGGAGGAGUUCUGCAGUGUUACUGCCCUGGUGGGAGGCGGUGAGGGGGCCAUGGUAGGGCUUUAGUGCAAAGGCUAUUUCUCUCCCGACAGGGACUGUGUCUUUUAGCAACAGGAGUCCUACUCAGAAUUGUGUAUCUAGUGUCUCUAGAAGAACAAGCGAACCAAUUGACAGCUGUAUAUUUACCCAGUGCUUAGCAUUAGGUGAGACACUUUUGUGGGGCUUAAGACAGUGCCCCGCAUAGAGCUAACACACCAUCUGGGAGAUAUGAGCAGUAAUUAACUCAUUUAUUCUUCAAAGGUUCUUUUUGUUUGUUUGUAUGUUUGUUUGUAUGUUUCUCUGUGCCUAGCACUAGGUGAGACACUUUUGUGGGGCUUAAGACAGUGCCCCGCAUAGAGCUAACACACCAUCUCGGAGAUAUGAGUAGUAAUUAACUCAUUUAUUCUUCAAAGGUUCUUUUUGUUUGUUUGUAUGUUUGCUUGUUUGUUUUCUGAUUUUUGUUUUCUUUUUUCUUCUCGCUGUAUAAUUUCCCACUAUAGCCCAACUAAUAUAAAUACCUGGAAGUCAUAAGAAAAAAGAAUAACCCUCUCCCCCCAUAACUUUCCAGUUUGGUGGAAUACUCAUUAUCAAUAGCAGUUAUUAAUUUUGUUUAAAUGCAUAUAAAAAUCCCCCUCCUUUGACUACACACACAUAUCUCCACAAUGAGGUUUCAUCCAUGAAGAGGCUAUCAAUAUUUUUCAGUAACCGUUGAAUUUCUAGGAAAUUUCCCUGUGUAGUGCACAUGCAAAUCAUUGUGUCGUCUGAGAUUCCAAAGUCAAUCCCCAAAUUCAAGCUUUCAUUUAUUUUGGGGUGGGGGGGGAUUUUCAGAAUUACAAAGGAAAAUAAUUUUUUCUUGAAAAAGUAAUUUCUAAAAUUUUAAAUUGAAAAAUGACUGUACUGCUUCCUGAUGUAGGUACUAAAAUUGUAGGAAAAGAACUAUUUCUUUAGAAGCAAUCUGUGGAAGAGCUACCUAGAAUGUCAUUUCAUGCUUUUUAUGUCGCCCCAUACUCAGCACGUGGUCAGAGUAAAUACAAGUUUAAAAGGAAAAAUAAAUAUUUUUCCAUGUUUUCACUUAGGUACAUACUAAUGGCUUCAGGAUACAAAUAUGGUCUCAAAACACAGACGAAGCAUUUCAAGUCAACUAUGAGUCUACUGCUGACACUGUUAGUCACUGGAGGAAAGAAUGUGGGCUUUGGGUGGCGGAAUCUUGUAUUUUUUCCUCAAAAUUAAGAGGAGUUGAGGGGAUAGUUACAGAUGGGAAAUUACACGAAUAAAUACGGUAUAAACACAUGGAAAUGUGUCUAUGUCAAAUCUGAAUCAUUUUAACCAUCAAGAAAAUUCUCUUCAAACUAAUAUGUCUUUUCUCUGAUAUGGUAUAUUAUUUUUUCUCAAUUUCUUAAAAACAGAAAUGAGUUCAUUACCAUAGGGUUUCUUAUUCACUGCUAAUUAUAUGAUAAAAUUUUCCCAUCAAAAAAUGUCGCACCCAGCUUUCAUUUUCAAAGCAGACAGCAUGUAUGUGGCCAAGCAUCCUUCGGGUUGGUCUUGAGAGUGCUGGUUUGGUGCCGAUGACGAUGGGGGCAAUGUGGAUGCAUUGAGCUCCUUCUGCUGAACGGCUGCAUUGAAAUGGUUUGGAAGCAAGUCAGAUCAAGCUGAUUUGUAAAACUGUAUUUAUCUGUACAUGUAUGGGCUUUUUAUUUCCACCAAGUAAGAGAGAAAGUACCUAUUUAGUUAAAACCAAAUUUUACUUUUCAAAUAUCUUCCAACUUAUUUAUUGGUUGUUACUCAAUUGCCUAUAUGUGUAUGUACGUAUGUGUGUAUGUGUGUGUUUGUGUGUAUUAUCAGGCAUAUGCUUCUAACUUGUAGAUAGGGGAGGAGCAAAAUCUAUGCCAGAUACUGUGUAUUCUACAAUGGUGCUAAUCUCAGAGCUAAAUGAAUUACUCCAUUUAAUUUAAAAAAAGAGUUUUAAAUAAUUAUCUAUGUGUCUGUGUUUCUCUUUUGAGUGUUGCACAUCAUGUUAACACACUAGUAUAAAAGCAGGUGAAAAAAUCAAGCGGUCUAAACUCUAGGGAUGGUGCUAUAAUCCCUAUUUUAUUCAAAAUUAACUAGAACUUUUCCAUGUGAAAUGGACCCAACUGGCAUUAUUGUUAUUUAAAUACAGAGUUUUAAGCAGUAUGACAUCCUACAGGGGAAAAGAAUGUUUAUAGUGGGUGACUAUUCUCAAAUAUUUUACAGAAUACCAUGAACGGUGAACAGACUGGUAACUUUUUCGAGUUUCCAUGAUAGAUUUGAGACUUGUCAAUAGCAAAUCAUUUUUGUAUUUAAAUUUUUGUACUGAUUUGAAAAAAAAGUCUUAUUAAAUAUCUUUAAAAGAA